AUGACUACAUAUAUUUUGCAAGCACUCAUUCUUUCCGCUAUAACAGUCAGCAUUGCCGCAGCAGUUCAACCCUUCAACAUAGGCGUUAACUAUGGGAUGUUAGGAGAUGACAUACUAGAUGCAAUUGAAGUUGUUAAAAUAUUGAAAAUGUAUAGCAUUGACAACCUUAGGAUUUUGGCCCCCGAUCAUGCAACACUGGAAGCUCUAAGAAAAUCCAACAUCAAACUUUGUCUAGGUAUAAGAAAUGAAGAUUUACCAUAUUUAGCAACACGACAGAAAGAUAUGAACGAAUGGUUUGCCGAAAACGUGCAGCCAUACGUCGAGGACGUUAUCUUCUCAUAUAUUACAGUUGGGCACGAAACCAUCCCAAGUGAUUACGCUCCAUUCAUUUUGCCCGUAAUGCAAGAUCUGCAAACCCUUCUUCAUUCUCACGGUCUAGAUAGUAUAAAAGUGUCAACAGUGAUCUCAACAGCCACGCUUGGAACUUCUUCCCCACCUUCUCAUGGCAUUUUUUCAACCGAGACAAGAGUCACAAUGAUUGAUGUUCUGAAAUUUUUAAAGAAUACCAAUUCACCUCUUUUGAUCAAUGUGUAUCCUUAUUUUGUCGUCGCGGAAGAUCCAGUGAACGUACGAUUGGAUUAUGCACUAUUCACGGCGAAGGACGUUGUUGUUAAGGAUGGGAACUUGAGUUAUUAUAAUAUGUUUGAGGCCAUAGUAGAUUCUUUUUUCUGGGCGAUGGAGAAAGAGGGAUUCAGUGAUGUGGAAGUUGUGAUCUCUGAGAGUGGUUGGCCUUCUGCUGGGAACGGUAAUCUCACAACUCCGGAGAUGGCCUACACUUAUAAUUAUCAUUUUGUGAGACGUGUGCAGAAUUUUGGAACGCCAAAGCGACCGCAGGCGUCCUUGGAAGGAUUUAUAUAUGAAUUGUUUAAUGAGAAUAGAAAGGGUACUACUGUGGAGCAAAAUUUUGGGAUUAUGUAUCCCAAUAAGCAGCCUGUUUAUCCCCUUUCAAUUAAUCAAUUGUUUCCUAGUUUGAAUAAGUGA
This is a messenger RNA of Pistacia vera, 1041 nucleotides long. RefSeq names its product probable glucan endo-1,3-beta-glucosidase BG4. NCBI's taxonomy places the organism in Eukaryota, Viridiplantae, Streptophyta, Magnoliopsida, Sapindales, Anacardiaceae. Gene Ontology annotation, cellular component: plasma membrane. Gene Ontology annotation, molecular function: hydrolase activity, hydrolyzing O-glycosyl compounds. Bases 1 to 1041 code for a protein of 346 amino acids. The transcript has a single exon. The record is from RefSeq and is a predicted model, not a curated record. Gene Ontology annotation, biological process: carbohydrate metabolic process.